AAUUCACGCGUGUCAUUGCCUAAGUUCAGUACCUGGGCCUUAGGUGUAAUGUUAGUAGUGUCCUGGCUGAACCUUUGCUCUGGUUUCUGUAAGAGACACUGGUAGUUCCUGACAGAACAUGAGUGCAGAAGUUUGCAGUUCUUUCUCACCUGUAGCACUCCAAAAUACAUAUUGCCAUGAAGUUCUCUGCAGUUGGUGUUCUGAUUUGCUCUUCCCUACAUCCUUGCAUCCCUAAUGUCACUUCCAGCAUCUCAUUGCUCCAGACCCAAGGCUGAGUCAGAUCCUGGGGAGUCUUCCCUGAUGAAAACGCACAAGAUCAAAUAUAAAAAUAAAAACAACUGCAUAAAACCAAUACAAACCCAACACUUUGAGUUCGGGCAGCUUAGUGACCAGAGGAUGCUCUGCUUAAACAAUUAGGCUCCUUAUUCCAUCAGCAUGUCUGACGGAACAGGCCAGCUGCUUAAGCUGUGAUUAUCUUAAAGCUGUCCAAGUCAGCUGCUUGUCUGACACUGCAGGAAUUUAAAGAGCUGAGCAGUAGGUAAGGAGACAGCAAAGCAGCAGCCCUGUUCUCCCUGCCCUGCGAGGAGAGAGCUCCAUGAGUUCAUCCGAUGCAGCAAGAAAUCAGGCAGCAGCAAUGAACUACCUGGAUGAAGUUCCCUUCCGGACAGCCAUGAGCCUCAAUGGGGACUCAGAGGGAGAAAUCCCUUUAGUCACUGCCCCGGACAUUGAGCUCCCUGACUGCACCGACAUCCUCGUGAGCACCAUGCACGACUUCUCGCUGGAAAGGAAGGUGCUGUACUGGGUGGAGGUGGCCUCUCAGCAGCAGACCUCCCGCCAUCGAGUCACCUCCGAAGUCGUCCCCACGGCUCCGCCGUGCUGGCUGCUGCUGGUGGACCCUGCCGACAGCUACGGGGGGCGGGGGCGGGACGGGGCAGUGCGGCGCUCCAUCAGCCUGAGCGCUGCCGACAGCUCCUACGGGAACGCCAAGGGCAGGGCGGUCCUGUCUGACACCGAGAGCGACACCUGGCACUCAGAUGAGGGGGAGUACUCGGAUGAUGAGUACUCUUCCACCUCUUGGGAAGAGAAUGACAAGGACGAAUCGCUCCUCUCCAGGAGGAGAAGCUCUGCGAGAAGUGUGUCUUCACGCCCUGGCUUUUACCAGACCCGACCAAAGACAUCACCCGGCUUGCUGGAGCCCUCGCCAGAGAACAAUAUCCACAGCCCAGCCAGCCCAGACCCCAGCAAGCAGAGAAGAUCCAUGGUGAUAUUUAACAACAUGAAGAACGAGCUGGAAGCCGCCAGGAGGAAGCUGGCUGCUUUGGUGCAUCCUUUGAACAGAGCUGCCACAGGGAGCAGGGGGAUCCUGGUGCCACGGCUGCUGCCCAGGUGCCCCGGCACCAACGGCAGCGUCAAGUACGGGCCAGAUCCGGAUGUGUCCCAGCAGGGGACUGGUGUGCCAACUCCUCUGGCCACAGCCACGCCGAUCCCUCCCAUCAAGCAGCACAAGCCCACGAUACCGUCCCUCAGCCCCUACACUUGCCUCCCCCCUGCCUCCACGCCUGGCCGACCUCUCAGCUGCCACAGAUCCCAGCCGGAUUCCUCGGCUGACCUGCUCUCUGCGCUGAGCCAAGAGGAGCGAGACCUCAUCGAGCCCGUCAUAGCCCUGGGCUACCCCACCCAGAAAGCCAUCCUCACCCUCCAGAAGACAGGAAGGCAAAGUUUAAGUCAGUUCCUGAGCUACCUGGGUGCCUGUGAUCGGCUGCUGAAGCAAGGCUAUGAGGAAGGGCAGGUGGAGGAAGCCAUGGAAAUGUUCCAAUACUCAGAGAAAAAGGCAGCUGAAUUCUUGCAUCUGUUGGCUCAGUUUAAUGAUAUGGGCUUCCAGCAAAAUGAAAUCAAGGAAGUUCUUUUGCUUUGUGGGAAUCAGAGGGAGAGGGCGCUGGAAGAGCUUGUGAUGAAAACCCACUGAGCAGCAUCCUGGAGCAGUCACAGCUUCCCCUCUCCACACCAGACCAGAAGGGCUCAGGCGAUUCUGCUGCUCUGUCCUCACCCCUGGAAGCACCAGACACACAACUUCAAAGCUCUGCCUUGGUGUCUCAUUUUAUGGACAUCGAUCAUAAGAGUGUUUGUCAUGCAGGCACUGACUGCAUAGCAGGAAUGUUUAUCUCCUCACCCACACAUCCCCACCCUUGAUCAUCUCAGCUAUUCAGAUUAGAGAAGAUCCAAAUUGCCUUUGGCUUAGAUUUUUGCAGAAACCAAACCAAACCAGUGUUCUCCCUCCACCUGGGGUGAUGGGUGUCAUCUUUUCAGCUACAAUCAAGUGGGGAUUCUUAAAAGAUUAUAUAAAUCAACAGAAUAAAUUGUUUUCCUAAAAUCUGAAGGCUCUUGCAGGAACAUGUGUUGGUCCUGGCUUGGGAAGAGUCUCAGCUGACUUAGUCACUAAUUGAAAUCCACUUUGAUCGCAUUAGCUUCUCCUUUUAAACCAGAAAUAUGAGGAAAAUACACAGUUCCAUGUGGAUAAAUAAAGAAAACAAGCUGCCCUUGCUCUGAAAUACAUGAGGUUUAUCCAGUGCAAUGAAAAAUGGUGGAGGCAAAGGUUUGUCCUUAGGCAACUUAAUGAGAUCAGAACAGAGAGAUGGGGAACUGCUCACUGCCCUCAUGCUCUGCCCAAAUCAGGAAAAUUCAGGGGAUGCUUCCCUAAACUGUGAAGACAGUGGUUCCAAAUUAAGUGAAGCAUGAAUGUCAGCAUCAGAAACAUCUGUAUGCCCAAGAGAAUUUCUGUAUGUAACUGAAGGACAGAGAAUGGGAGAUUCAGAUCACUGUACAGGAUGUGUGUCUUGGCUUGGCAGUGGAACAGUGGACAGUGUUUUCACAUAAAGUAUGUUAUUUUCCUGUGAAUUAGAAACAGAUGUAAUUUCUUUGA
Molecule: messenger RNA, 2920 nt
Organism: Motacilla alba alba
Lineage: Eukaryota; Metazoa; Chordata; Aves; Passeriformes; Motacillidae
Gene: UBAP1L
Product: ubiquitin associated protein 1 like
Exons: 6
Coding region: 596-1966 (456 amino acids)
Biological process (GO): ubiquitin-dependent protein catabolic process via the multivesicular body sorting pathway
Cellular component (GO): ESCRT I complex
Molecular function (GO): ubiquitin binding
Source: RefSeq, a predicted model, not a curated record